Canariomyces notabilis is the source of this 1293-nucleotide messenger RNA. RefSeq lists its product as uncharacterized. The record is from RefSeq and is a predicted model, not a curated record. Gene Ontology annotation, cellular component: ubiquitin ligase complex; cytoplasm. Bases 1 to 1293 code for a protein of 430 amino acids. Gene Ontology annotation, biological process: ubiquitin-dependent protein catabolic process; positive regulation of proteasomal ubiquitin-dependent protein catabolic process; protein polyubiquitination. The transcript has 4 exons. Lineage: Eukaryota; Fungi; Ascomycota; Sordariomycetes; Sordariales; Chaetomiaceae. Gene Ontology annotation, molecular function: zinc ion binding; ubiquitin protein ligase activity; ubiquitin conjugating enzyme binding.
AUGUCUCUCGGCGACAUCGACGACCAGACGCUGGCGGUCGUCGUUCAGCUGCAGCUGGAAGACCUCCAAGCCAUCCAAGAAGCCGUCCGCGCCGGAAAACGAAAGGGGAAGCAACGACUCGGAGAGGUAGACGAUGCCGAGCUUGUGCUCGAAAUGUACCACGCUGAACUCUUGUCCGCGGCAAGGAGUCUGUCGGACCGCGCAAUGUGCCAAAGAAUACUCCGUGCCGUGGGAUCAGAUGCCGAGCUAAUAGGCACUUCGCUGCGUGAGGAGGACCAGGCGGUACGCGACGAGGACAUAGCCUUGAGCAUAAGCGCUCAAGGAGGUACUCGGGACGAUGGGAAUGACCAUGUGGAUUCUCAGACGUCGUGGGCGGACAGUGAGCUGGCCGAGCAGUUAGAGACUCUUCAUCUCCCCUCGAUGGGUGACUGUGAGGACCCGACCGGCCAAGUGGAGAGCUCAAAAGACUGUGUCGCAUGUGGCGAGAAACAUCACGACACCGACGUCGCUGCCUGCCCGUGCUCCCACGAUUACUGUCGCGACUGUCUUAACAGUCUCUUCAAGGCAUCCCUUACCGAUGAGGGCCUAUUCCCUCCAAAGUGUUGUGGCCAGGAGAUCUCUCUCGAGAUCUAUCGCACCCUGGUCCAUGACAAAGGGGUCGCGGAGCAAUUCCAGGAAAAGAAGGUUGAGUUUGGAACAGUGAACCGAACAUACUGCCACCAGGCAACAUGUUCGGCGUUUGUUCCGCCCACGUCUAUACACAAAGAUGUCGCAACUUGCCAGCGUUGUCUCAAUCAAACGUGCGCCAUAUGCAAAGCGCCCGCGCACGAAGGGUCCGACUGUCCUCAAGACCCUUCGCUUCAGGAGACACUGCGCCUUGCAGCCGAGCAGGGCUGGCAGCGGUGCAGCUCGUGCAAACGACUCGUUGAACUUGACCACGGGUGCAACCACAUCACCUGUCACUGCGGGUUCCAGUUCUGCUAUGUCUGCGGAGAACGGUGGAAAACCUGCAGAUGCCCCCAGUGGGACGAAGGCCGCCUCUACCGCCGCGCCAACAACCUCGUUGACCGAGAUGCAGCCGGUCGACGGCUAGGCGUCCAGCGGAGGGCAGAUCUAGUCGAGAGGGCAGUACAUGAAUUGCGAGCUAACCAUGAGUGCCGACAUCAGGAGUGGAGGUACCGCGCAGGCCGAUUUCGUUGUGAGGAGUGCCGAGGUGCCGCUACAAUCGUCUAUCAUUCCUCUGAGGUCACCGUCAUGUCUUUACGGCAUCCGUUCGUCGGCUUAAAGGGCUGA